AUGAGUGGGUUUGAGCGCAUUCUCGCGCGUGUCAAUGGCGACGCCCUGCGCUCGUACUGCUCGUCCGCGAUCGAGGACGAGCUGCGCAACUUGCAGACGAGCAUGCAGAUGUGUCUGGACAAGGCGGAGCAGGCGCUUGCCGUCCAGGACGCCGUCGCCAAGCUGGACGUGCCGCUCAGUCGCGAGAACGCGGCCACUUGCGCCGAUAUUAAGCGCCAAUUCCUCACGUUCAGCGCAGAUCUCGAGUCUUUUAUCAAGGAGCAGCGGAAGCUGCAGGCCGAAGAGCCCGAGGACAGUCUCGAUGCCCGGCAGAAGCAGAGCGAAAAGCGGAAUCGAGAGCACGUGACGAAACUGUUGGGCAAGAUCCAGCAUCGCAUCACGCGCAAGCGAAGCGACGCGUGGAUCGACAAGAACUUUGCUGACGUGGCUAGUGUGGCCGAUUUGAUUGGACGUGGGGCACCGGCCGGUCCAGAUAAGACGCUACGCAAUGAGUUGGUGCUCGUGCUGGAUCAUUUGAUCUCUGCCGUGCUGUUGAGUCCGUUGACGACUCAAUUGACGCUGCAAAACAUGGACGAGGUGCUACAGAAGAUGGCUGGUGUGCACGGGGAUAUUGACGAGUAUAUUAGGUCGUCAAGUGAACUGCUGGCCAAGAAACGGCCGUCCUAUGCCUUGCAGAGUGAGCUGGUCAGUAACGAGUCGAACAAUAUCGUAUACGCAGCAGACGAGCCGCAGGUCAAGAGACAGCGUGCUGGUCACACCGAGUUAUCGGUCAAGAUCGAACAGACUGCCGCUGCUGUUGCGGCAGCAGAGGCUGCGGGGGGAGACGUGAUUUACGAGGUCUUUGUGUCAGACCUGCCGUGGGGAACCACAAAGGAGGCUGAUGUGGCGUCGUAUUUUGGUAUCGCUGGCGCAGUCGUGUCGGUGCAAAUGCCUAUAAUGGCUGAUGGAAGCACUGUGGGUGUAGCAAUUGUGCGUUUUGCAGCGCUCGAAGGGAUGACGCUUGCGCUGCGGAUGGAUGGGUAUCCCUUCAACGGCAAAAACAUUCGCGUGGCUGUACACAAGUCUCAUUGA
Messenger RNA from Peronospora matthiolae, 1071 nucleotides. Lineage: Eukaryota; Oomycota; Peronosporomycetes; Peronosporales; Peronosporaceae. The record is from the annotation of a GenBank genome assembly.